Schistocerca americana (American grasshopper) is the source of this 2793-nucleotide messenger RNA. RefSeq names its product G-protein coupled receptor dmsr-1-like. Gene Ontology annotation, molecular function: G protein-coupled peptide receptor activity. Bases 805 to 1938 code for a protein of 377 amino acids. The record is from RefSeq and is a predicted model, not a curated record. Gene Ontology annotation, cellular component: membrane. Lineage: Eukaryota; Metazoa; Arthropoda; Insecta; Orthoptera; Acrididae. Gene Ontology annotation, biological process: G protein-coupled receptor signaling pathway. The transcript has 2 exons.
UGUAGUAGGACGGUGUCGCAGGGCAUAUUCUUCUCUGUGAUAACAUCGCGUUUUCAUUUAAUGUAUUUAGUUAUUUCGAAGAAAUGGGGAAACAGGUUCAGAUUUAACACGAUACACCAAUCGGAGGUUCAUCUUUGAUUCCUGGCUUUUCUGAAAUAGUUUCGACAGGAAACAGGCGAAUAUUUUUCUUCUUUGAUUACAUUUAGAAGUGAUGUACGAGGUAUAUGCGAUUUCAUGGCAGAUAAAGUCCUGUCUCUAAAGUAAGGAAAUUCACUGUAGUCUUAUUGUUAUGGUUCAUCCGAGCAGUUGUCGAAGAAAAGUGUAGAAUCCGCGUAUUCGGUCGACGAAUGUGUGCAAGACACUCCUAGUAUUAUCGACACUCGUCCACUUUUGCACGGGGUUAAUCUUCUAGUCCAAGAGUUCAGUUACGCUUAAACUGUAUCAGGAAGUCAUUUGUUGACAUGGACUUGGAUUCCUGCACGGUGACAGUCGAGUCGAAAAAGAAGUGCAGAAUAAUUUCGUGUAGUUUCUGCCAGCCUACAAAAAUGCUGUCAGUUAUGCACAGUGGCUAUACUAACUACGUUACCAUUUAUUGGGAUCAGCAAUAACGCACUUUCUUUACCAUAACUCUAUACACAGCUUUGCUAGUUUUUCUGCAGAUUCGUUACUGUCUUGUCUUAACGAGCUGUUAUACUAGCUACGUUCUGAUAAAUCUGGUUCGGCGCGUAAGCGAAAUGAGUUUUCUGGUGUGUGUUUGUAGGAAUAAAAUUUUUCGCUGAAAAGAUUCUAGGCUCAAUGUGAGCGAUGAUUUCGUCACCGACAGUAAACUCCACCACGGAGGCCACGAAUUCUACGGUGGCGGAAGAAGUGGCCCAGUUCUGUGGGGCGGGGCUGGAGCAUUUCCACGAGGGCUACAAGCAAGUCCAUGGUUACUUCAGCCUCUUGGUGUGCGUCUUCGGGUCGGUAGCCAACUCCCUCAACAUUGCCGUGCUGACGAGGCGCGAGAUGGCGUCUCCGACCAACAGCAUACUGACGGGACUGGCCGUGGCCGACCUGCUGGUGAUGGUGGAGUACGUGCCGUACGCACUGCACAUGUACCUGCUGAAGAGGCCCAAGGCGCUCACGUACACGUACGCGUGGGCCGUCUUCGUGCUGUUCCACUCCAACUUCGCCCAAGUCUGCCACACGGUGUCCAUCCUGCUGACGGUGAUGUUGGCCGUUUGGAGAUACAGGGCGGUGGCGCAGCCGCAGGCGAAGCAGCGCCAGUGCGGGAUGCCUUCGACGUUGGCGGCCGUGGCGUCGGCGUACGUCCUGGGGCCGCUACUGUGCACGCCGCACUACCUCGCCUUCGAGGUGAAGGAGCACCCCGAGGACAACUCGACGACGCUGUACUACGUGCGGAUGAGCCGGCUGAGCCAGGCGGCCGGCGGCCUACUCAGCGACGUCAACUUCUGGGUGUACGGCGUCGUCGUCAAGCUGACGCCGUGCGCCGCCCUGACGGUGCUCAGCCUGCGGAUCAUCGCGGCGCUGGUGGAGACUAAGCGCCGGCGGCGCCAGCUGGCGCUGGGCGGCUCGUCGGCGGCGUCGUCGUCGUCGGCGACGCGCCAGCAGGAGAAGGAGCGCCAGACGGACCGCACGACGCGCAUGCUGCUGGCCGUGCUGCUGCUCUUCCUGGUCACCGAGCUGCCCCAGGGCGUGCUGGGCCUCCUCAGCGGGCUGCUCGGCCAGCGCUUCUUCUCCGAGUGCUACGUGCCGCUGGGUGAGCUCAUGGACGCGCUCGCGCUGCUCAACUCGGCCGUCAACUUCAUCCUGUACUGCACCAUGAGCCGGCAGUUCCGGCAGACGUUCAGCCAGCUGUUCCGGCCGCGGGCUUUCGACAGGUGGAUGCCCAUCGACUUCACUGGGAACGGCCACACUAACAUAAUAACCCAGGUAUAACAGCGACUGGUCGCCAGAUGAAUCGUCUUCUUCGCUUGCAGACAACGGUGCAAUCCUAUCGCUUCUCCUGCCGACACAAUGCCGUAUUGUUCAACGUGAGACUGCAUGGACGGUGCUACUUAAACAAUCGGCGUUCAUUUACAUCGAAGCAAAAAGUAUUUGCAUACGAGAAAGUGUCACUUGCUUUAUGAGCCCGAGAGCAAAUGACGUUUUUUUGUGGCACAGUGUGUUCGUAUACUGGCACCAAUAGGGUACUUUCGAUGUUGCCUCGUCGUAUAACGCUGCCCUGCCUCUCGUCUUGUUAUCCGCUGGUGAUGUUUACACACGGCUAACGCAAUAGUAGAAACAACAGUAAGACAGCAGACACAGUUCCUCUCUUGGGAUAAUACUGAUAAAACAAACCUCGUCGCAGCGUAUGUGGCAUUCAGCUAUAUACUGACGAUCCUUGACAAUUACUUACCAAAGUUAACUUAUUUAAAAUAGUCGGAAACCAUACGAACAAAUUCCUCCGACUGCAGUUCUUAGUAAGAAAUCGGUUCUAGUUUAACAGUUUCAUAUAAAGCUGAGGGACACCUUUCCUCUUAUUGUAAGACUGUACGAGAGGAUUGACAUAAAUGUGACUUCCGUGAAACCAGUUUUGUAUGGGGUCAGUUUCCGUUAUCAUCGUACAUCGACGCUACCUUUAGGCGUUGUGCAAAACUUUGCUCAAACAGCCCACGUGUAUUAAGUUGGAGUACCCAAGCUGACUGUUAGUUAAAAUGCCAUUGAUGUUAUUUAAUAAUGUUACUUUUAAGAAAUAAUUUAAUAAAUGUUUCGCAUAUGCAGAUGAAUAAAAUUCAGCUACGCAUCAUUUUA